Arabidopsis arenosa is the source of this 1019-nucleotide messenger RNA. NCBI's taxonomy places the organism in Eukaryota, Viridiplantae, Streptophyta, Magnoliopsida, Brassicales, Brassicaceae. The record is from the annotation of a GenBank genome assembly.
ACAGACCGGUCUCGCGCCAAGAAACGAUGACGACGAGCUCCUCAAUUUUGUCCACCACCGAGAAUCUUCCACGUGUCCUCAUCGUCAAACCUCCCGCCGCCAUGGCUGUGUUGGGCGACAGAUUCGUGGCAUCCACCAAGUUUGAGAUCUUGAAAGCCUUCGAGUCUCCGCUUCCUCUCCCCGAAUUCUUGGCCAAUCACUCCAACUCCGUCUCCGCCGUUAUAGCCCCUCUAGCUGCUCCCGUCACAGCCGAUCUGAUUCGCCUCCUCCCGAAUCUUCGCUUGGUUGUUACUACCAGCGCCGGUGUUGACCACGUUGACUUAUUUGAGUGUCGUCGUCGAGGCAUCUCCGUCGCCAACGCAGGCUCAAGCUUCUCAGAAGAUGUCGCAGAUACUGCCGUCGGUUUACUCAUCGACGUUUUCCGGCGCAUCUCCGCCGCCAAUCGGUUCGUUAAGCAACGGUUUUGGCCACUCAAAGGGGAUUAUCCCCUCGGUUCCAAGUUGGGGAGAAAGCGAAUCGGAAUCGUGGGACUAGGAAGCAUUGGCUCGAAGGUAGCUACAAGGCUCGAAGCCUUUGGUUGCCAAAUUUCAUAUUGCUCAAGAAACCAAAAACCAUAUGAUGUUCCAUAUCAUUAUUACAUGGAUAUAGAGGAGAUGGCAGCUAACAGUGAUGCACUCAUAAUCUGUUGUGAAUUGAAUGAGAAGACAGUGCAUUUGAUUAAUAAAGAUGUUCUUUCUGCUCUGGGAAAGCAAGGAGUGAUCGUUAACGUCGCUCGUGGGGCUAUAAUCGAUGAGGAAGAAUUGGUGAGAUGCUUGAGAGAAGGUGAGAUUGGUGGUGCUGGUUUGGAUGUUUUUGAAGAUGAGCCUAAUGUUCCAAAGGAGCUUUUUGAAUUGGAUAAUGUUGUUUUCUCUCCACAUUGUUCUUUAAUGACAUUGGAAGGUCUUGAAGAACUUGGGAAACUUGUAGUAGCGAAUAAUGAUGGUCAUCGUCAAGGUUGAGCUGGGAAAGUUUGAGUCGUU